This is a messenger RNA of Protobothrops mucrosquamatus (brown spotted pit viper), 1695 nucleotides long. It is a transcript of the gene MCOLN3, whose product is annotated as mucolipin 3. The coding region runs from base 4 to 1695 and encodes 563 amino acids. NCBI's taxonomy places the organism in Eukaryota, Metazoa, Chordata, Lepidosauria, Squamata, Viperidae. Gene Ontology annotation, molecular function: NAADP-sensitive calcium-release channel activity. Gene Ontology annotation, cellular component: plasma membrane; lysosomal membrane. The transcript has 12 exons. The record is from RefSeq and is a predicted model, not a curated record.
GCAAUGGAAAAUCCGGAAGUGCUUGUAAGCAGCUGCAAUAACCAGGAUGAUGAAAACUUAUACAGUGUAAAGCAUCAUCCGCCAAUGUGCCGGCUUCUGGAAGAUCAGUUGAGAAGGAAACUUAAAUUUUUCUUUAUGAAUCCCUGUGAAAAAUUCUGGGCCCGAGGGAGGAAACCAUGGAAGCUUGGCAUACAAAUUCUGAAAAUAGCCAUGGUUACUAUCCAGCUUGUAGUUUUUGGGCUAAGUAAUCAAAUGGUGGUUGCAUUUAAAGAAGAAAACACGGCAUCCUUUAAGCAUCUAUUCCUGAAAGGUUAUAUGGACAGCAUGGAUGACACCUAUGCAGUGUACACACAAGCUGAGGUCUAUGACCAGAUCUCCUUCACAAUAAACCAGUUCUUACAGCUGCGUACUAUUUCUGUUGGAAAUCAUGCCUAUGAAAAGAGAGGAACCGAAGAGACACCCAUGGCAAUAUGUCAGUACUUCUACAAGAGAGGAAUUAUCAGCCCUGGAAAUGACACUUUCGAUAUUGACCCAGAAAUUGAAACUGAGUGUCUUUAUGUGGAGCCAAUACUACCUCUGGAAAAUAGUACACUGAGGAAGACCCCUUUCAAUUUCACUUUAGACUUCCAUAGACUUGUGACUCUGACGCUCAUGUUCAAAUUGAAGGCCAUUAAUCUCCAGACCAUUCGACAGCAUGAACUCCCAGACUGCUACGAUUUCACGCUAACAAUAGUAUUUGAUAACAAAGCUCAUAGUGGAAGAAUUAAAAUAAGCCUAGACAAUGAUAUUGCCAUUGAGGAAUGUAAAGACUGGCAUGUUUCUGGAUCAAUACAGAAGAAUACCCACUACAUGAUGAUCUUUGAUGGUUUUGUCAUACUGACAUGUCUUGCAUCACUGGUUCUCUGCACACGAUCUGUAAUUAAAGGAAUUCAUCUACAAAGGGAAUUUGUGACUUUUUUCCAACAUCACUAUAAGAAAGAAGUAUCUUUCUCUGAUCUGAUGGAAUUUGUCAAUGGAUGGUAUAUCAUGAUCAUAAUUAGCGACCUUCUUACCAUAAUUGGUUCUACAUUAAAGAUGGAGAUACAAGCUAAGAGUCUGACAAGCUAUGAUGUCUGCAGUAUCCUCUUAGGAACUUCCACCAUGCUUGUGUGGCUUGGAGUAAUCCGCUACCUCAGCUUCUUUCAGAAGUAUAAUCUGCUUAUUUUGACUCUCCGUGCAGCAUUGCCCAAUGUCAUUCGAUUUUGCUGCUGUGCAGCUAUGAUUUAUCUGGGUUAUUGCUUCUGUGGCUGGAUUGUGCUGGGCCCAUAUCAUGCUAAGUUCCAUACCUUGAAUAUGGUUUCUGAGUGUCUUUUCUCUUUGAUAAAUGGAGAUGACAUGUUUGCUACUUUUGCAAAAAUGCAACAGAAAAGCUACCUGGUAUGGCUAUUCAGUCGGAUCUACCUCUACUCUUUCAUUAGCCUCUUUAUCUACAUGGUUCUCAGUCUCUUCAUUGCCCUAAUUACAGACACGUAUGAAACAGUUAAGCAUUACCAGCAUGAAGGCUUUCCAGAGACAGAGCUUCAUUCAUUCAUAGCCCAGUGCAAAGAUCUGCCAAACUCUGGAAGAUACAGAUUAGAAGAAGAGAGUCCUAUAAAUAUCUUCUGCUGUUGUAAAAGGUUAGUGACUAAAGGACUGGGUGGCAGCCGCAUCAUCUGA